Messenger RNA from Closterium sp. NIES-67, 700 nucleotides. The record is from the annotation of a GenBank genome assembly. NCBI's taxonomy places the organism in Eukaryota, Viridiplantae, Streptophyta, Zygnematophyceae, Desmidiales, Closteriaceae.
AUACAGCGCCAUUUGUCACCUCGUUCAGUUGAACUGACCGGACUUGUUAUUUCCGGUGAAGUUAAUUCGGAUCCAGCUCGACCUGCAGCUUACGUCCUUGAAUCUCCUGCUCCUUAGCUCGCAUUCCCCAUGUCGGCGAAACCGGAGGAGCACGAGGGUGAGGAGGAGAUCCUAGGAGGCGGCGUGUGGGGAGUGGAUCUAGGGGUAGAGAUUGAGGAGGCCCACCGCGCGGCGUGCUUGGCGGGGAAUUCCACCUACGUAGACCCUGAAACAGGCUAUUCGGUGUUCACAGCGCCGGCUCUGCUGAAGCCCGGCCGCUGCUGCGGCAACAAAUGCAGGCACUGUCCCUUCGGCCACUAUGCUGUUCGCCCCAAUGCCUUCAUGUUACGGACCAACUCGCUCACGGAGCCGAUGCUUCUCUCUCCCACAAAGAAUGCCUCUCUCUCCUCGCCCUCAAUCGCCCUGCUCUGGGACGGCAGCCUGCCCGCCCUUCUCGCUCUCCAGCUCACUAGGUGCUCCAUGGGCUGUGCUAUCAGCUCACUAGGUGCUCCAUGGGUUGAGCUAUCAGCUCACUAGCUCACUAGGUGCUCCAUGGGUUGUGCUAUCAGCUCACUAGGUGCUCCAUGGGUUGUGCUAUCAGUUCACUAGGUGCUCCAUGGGUUGUGCUAUCAGCUCACUAGGUGCUCCAUGGGUUGUGCUA